GUUUCCUCGUGGUAUUACGGUACCUGAGCCAUGAAAAUAAUGCCACAAAGAAGUGAAGCCUCGAGUUGUUGACAGUGGACAGAUUCGUAGUGAGCACCAACGGGCCAGAAGCUCGAAGAAACCGGCAUUUUCUUUGUAUUUAGAUGUAUUAUUCGUGAUAGUUAUGACGGAAAUGUUUUCAACUAUGUUUGGACAAAAUGAAACUCAGGGACCGCCCGGCUCGUCGUCUCUUGGUUUCGGACCGGGGAAACCUCCGCCGCCUCUGCCGCAGAAUCAGUCCUCCAUGGGGGGACAGCUGCCACCACAGCUCGGGGAUGAGGGGCCUGCUCUACGGAAGCCCGCAGCCAUGAAUGAACCCUUUUACUUACUGCGGGAGCUUCCUGUGGGAAACGAGUUAACGGGGAACACCAACCUCAUCACGCAUUACAACCUGGAGCACGCCUACAACAAAUUCUGUGGGAAAAAGGUGAAGGAGAAGCUCAGCAACUUUCUGCCAGAGUUACCAGGUAUGAUUGACUGUCCAGGCACUCAGGACGGCAGCUCGUUGCGCUCGCUGAUCGAUAAGCCUCCAGUGUGUGGGAACUCUUUCAGCCCUCUGACUGGUGCUCUGCUCACAGGCUUCAGACUACACACAGGACCGCUCCCAGAACAGUACAGACUGAUGCACAUACAGCCUCCAAAGAAGAAGAGCAAACACAAGCACAAACACCACCGACCACAGGAUCCAUUACCACAAGAAACUCCAUCAGACUCUGAUCCCAAGAAGAAGAAGAAAAAGAGAGACGAUGAUCCUGACCGCAAGAAAAAAAAGAAAGACAAGAAAAAGAAGAAGAACCGUCACAGUCCCGACCACCCCGGCCUCGCUGGAUCACAACCCAACAGCAACAGCCUCAGAUAGACAGGAGCCCACUGUGUGUACACCUGUGUUUGAAUGUGCGUGUGUCUGUGCAUUUUGUAAGAGGAUGUGUGUUUUCCAGAUAAUUGUAUUACUGGCAGUAUGUUUUAAUAGGAGAGGGGUUAAAAUACCUGAUGCAAAAGGAUAUAUGAUUUGUGUGAGAGUGACAGAGGCAGUGACUCAGUGGAUGUGUGAUAUCAGAAAUGUUACAGAACAGUGUAAAAGGCAGAAAGCUGCUGUUGAGCUGCGUGGUGUUAUGAACGACUACAAGCAGACACUGUAUGUAAGUCCCUCUUUGAAUCUGUUGUAAUAUCUUUUGACCAUAAUGCCAAAAUUAAAUAAACUUUGGUUAUUAUCUUUG
Messenger RNA from Notolabrus celidotus (New Zealand spotty), 1256 nucleotides. It is a transcript of the gene med19a, whose product is annotated as mediator complex subunit 19a. Gene Ontology annotation, molecular function: transcription factor binding; transcription coregulator activity. The record is from RefSeq and is a predicted model, not a curated record. Gene Ontology annotation, biological process: positive regulation of transcription by RNA polymerase II. The transcript has 6 exons. Bases 164 to 898 code for a protein of 244 amino acids. Lineage: Eukaryota; Metazoa; Chordata; Actinopteri; Labriformes; Labridae. Gene Ontology annotation, cellular component: mediator complex.